This is a messenger RNA of Monoraphidium neglectum, 408 nucleotides long. RefSeq lists its product as hypothetical. The transcript has a single exon. The annotation marks the transcript as partial. The record is from RefSeq and is a predicted model, not a curated record. NCBI's taxonomy places the organism in Eukaryota, Viridiplantae, Chlorophyta, Chlorophyceae, Sphaeropleales, Selenastraceae.
AUGGUGGCUGAUUCCAGCAGCAAGCGUUCUCCGCUGAGGGUGGCGGUGGCGGUCGCUGUUGUGGCGGCGGCGCUCCUCCGCCGCAGGCGACGCAGCGACCGCUCCUCAGCGCCACAGGCGAAGCCCUCCCAAUGGCUCGCGGCCCGCGCCGCAGCCCAGCCGGCCCCCGCGGUGCACCUCACCGCCGCUGCCGCCGCCCCUGCCAGCGAGUGCGACGGCGGCAAGCGCCGCGCCCCCUCGUCUGCCAGCGCGGGCUCGGCCCUGUGCGCGGCGCCGCGCGCCGCGGCGCUCGCGGCGGCGUCGACCGCCGUCAUCGCCGCCGUCGUCGCACUGCUCUUCGUGCGCGGCUGCGCUGACCUGGCGGUGGUUGUGGCGGCGGCCUGGGCGCUCAGCCUGCUGCAGCUGAAG